Messenger RNA from Cherax quadricarinatus, 1321 nucleotides. NCBI's taxonomy places the organism in Eukaryota, Metazoa, Arthropoda, Malacostraca, Decapoda, Parastacidae. The record is from RefSeq and is a predicted model, not a curated record.
CUUCACCAUGACUCGUCGGGUCUAUUUUAAAAGCAGAAAUAGCCAGUGGUCAUUGCAGGUAUUCUUCAAGCGUGUCAGGUCCAACAUUGGUCAGACCCUACGAGCCUCGGUCACUGUGAGUUUGCUGCAGCAGGACGCUGACGAAGCUACGUCCGACGCAGCAACGGCGGCGGUAACUCUAGCACCUGUGCUAGACACAUUCUCCGCCAGCAACACCUACGUCACCAAUACAACACUGGUCUGCCCAGACAACCGUACCUGCUUCGCUAGUCCAGACCUUCAUCUGGUAGCAUCCUCACAUCCAUUUACACUGGGGGAGAAGUCUGUGUUGGUGGAGGUGCAGCUCCAGGUUCACCACGACCCCGGCUACCAGGUCAAGGUGGAGGUGAGACAUCCUGAAGGACUGGAGUACAUGCGGGUGGAGGGUAAAGGAAGUCUUCCUUUCUGCAGCGACCAGAAGCUCGUCAACCAGAUCGCCAGCAGCUUCGUCUGUGUCUUCGACUUUAUUGAUCCUGAUGUAAUUGUGAACUUCACACUUGUCUUCGAGAUGAGAGCCGUGCAGGUGCUGGACUACCUCACUACCAACAACCUCACCUUCCUCACACUCAACCUCCACGUCACCAGUGACACAGACACAGAGAAUAACACACUCAACAACGACGCCACCGUCAUCAUACCUGUCAUUACCAAGGCCAUCCUAUACACCAAGGCGUACUCGUUGCUGGAGAGUACGACGGUGAUGGUGAACCAGACGGCCUCCAGUGAGGACCUGCAGAAGGCCAUGAAGGAUCCCAACACCUCGUCCUUCUCGGUGGACAAGCUUGGUCCUCACUUGCUCCACGAGUUCUCUCUCACCAACCGUGGCCCGAGUCCCGUCAGAGGGGCCAAGCUAAGGUUCCAGCUGCCACUGUACCGGAGUGACCACCUACUCACCUACUAUAUGGGUCAACCUGCCACCACACCUCACGUCACCUGUACAACCAUCACAACCAACCCUUAUAACCUGCAGACUUCCAGUUCGUCUCUGCCGAGCGUCUUCAAGAGAUCCACUGUCUUGCCAUCUGUCACCGCUGCCACCACAACUACUCUUGAUAACACUACCUCUGUCACCACCACUUCUGAGGACUUUACUUUUGCCACCCAUGUUUAUGAUAUCGACGACGGCACCACCAGUUGGCCGGAAACUCUCCAGAUGCGGCAUCGUCGUCAGGUCCACCUUGAGGAAGAGGAGGAGGAGGAGGCUGAGGGAGACCAGCUCAUCACACCAGCCUCGGCUUUCACCUCACAACCCUUCCAAGGGAGGUAAGUGUUACCUGUUUGU